This is a messenger RNA of Scheffersomyces amazonensis, 550 nucleotides long. RefSeq lists its product as uncharacterized. The transcript has a single exon. The record is from RefSeq and is a predicted model, not a curated record. Bases 108 to 425 code for a protein of 105 amino acids. NCBI's taxonomy places the organism in Eukaryota, Fungi, Ascomycota, Pichiomycetes, Serinales, Debaryomycetaceae.
UGCAUGCAGCGCCACUAACUAUCACGAAAUUUCUGAACAGAGAUGGUACCGGCUAAAGGCAAUAAGUAAAAGAAUGGAGGAUCAUCUCUAAAGCUAAAGCAUACAAUAUGAUGUCUAAUAUCCUUAAGGUCUUUAACCCUCCAACUGGUGAAGACUUAGGAGGAAGUAGAUCCAAUCUGGCAAUACCUACGGAUGAAGAUUGCUUGCCAUGUACUGCCAUUCAAUCAAUAGUUGCAUUAGGUGGGGGUGUAUACUUUUCAUCACAAUUACCAUUUAGAGAUAAUGUUACAGGGAAGAUAGACUUGAUAAAGCAUCCAUUGUGGUGGCAGAAAUCCGUGCGCGGAUUCGGUAUCUUAGUUUUUGGGUUAGGUGCUUAUAGAGCUGGAGAGGUGAUUCAAAUUCUCUGGAGAAGAAAAUUCGAUUAGCUUAAUCUAUGUUCUUCACAACUUUCAAGACCAUCUGCAAUAGAUGGCUCAUAUUUAACUUAUGAAUCGGUAUAUAGAAGAUGAUAAACUUUGUUUUCGUGGUUAGAAUUAAAAUUGUACAUAGU